Molecule: messenger RNA, 3268 nt
Organism: Spodoptera littoralis (African cotton leafworm)
Lineage: Eukaryota; Metazoa; Arthropoda; Insecta; Lepidoptera; Noctuidae
Source: the annotation of a GenBank genome assembly
AACAGGAAUCAGUUACCCCGCCAGUAUGGAGCACUUCAAAUCUUCACUCACUCAUACCGUCAAGAACCGAGACGAGCCAACUCCGGAUCAAUGCCCUGCGUUGAAGGAAAGCGAAGCGGACAUCGACACCGUGGCGAUAUACCCGACUUUUGAUUUUCAGCCGAGCUGGUUGCGUACAAAGGAAUUCUGGGACAAGUCCUUCGAGGAUCGGUAUGAAAGAAUUCAUAACGAUACUACACGGCCUAGGUUGAAGGUAAUCGUGGUUCCUCACUCGCACAACGACCCGGGAUGGCUGAAGACGUUUGAACAGUACUUCGAGUGGAAGACCAAGAACAUUAUCAACAACAUUGUGAACAAACUGCACCAGUACCCGAACAUGACCUUCAUUUGGACCGAGAUAUCAUUUCUGAACGCCUGGUGGGAAAGGUCGCACCCUGUCAAACAAAAGGCAUUGAAAAAACUUAUCAAAGAAGGUCGUCUUGAGAUCACGACGGGUGGCUGGGUGAUGCCUGAUGAAGCGUGCACACAUAUCUAUGCGCUAAUUGACCAGUUUAUCGAAGGCCAUCACUGGGUGAAAACUAAUCUCGGCAUCAUCCCGAAGACAGGGUGGUCUAUUGACCCCUUCGGUCACGGGGCCACUGUACCUUACCUGCUAGACCAGAGCGGCCUUGAAGGAACCAUUAUACAGAGAAUCCAUUACGCGUGGAAACAGUGGCUGGCCGAGCGACAGAUUGAAGAGUUUUAUUGGUUGGCGAGUUGGGCUACUACGAAGCCGUCCAUGAUUGUCCACAAUCAACCGUUUGAUAUUUAUUCAAUAAAGAGCACGUGUGGUCCCCACCCUUCAAUUUGUCUCAGUUUCGACUUCAGGAAAAUUCCCGGAGAAUAUUCUGAAUACACAGCUAAACAUGAAGACAUUACGGAACACAACUUACACAGCAAGGCGAAGACUUUGAUAGAGGAGUACGACCGUAUCGGGUCUCUGACGCCGCACAACGUGGUGCUGGUGCCGCUUGGCGACGACUUCAGAUACGAGUACAGCGUCGAGUUUGAUGCCCAGUACGUUAAUUAUAUGAAGAUGUUUAACUACAUCAAUGCUCAUAAGGAAAUCUUCAACGCUGACGUACAAUUCGGAACUCCACUCGAUUACUUUAACGCCAUGAAGGAGAGACAUCAAAAUAUACCCAGCUUGAAAGGAGACUUCUUCGUAUACUCUGAUAUAUUCAGCGAAGGUAAACCGGCUUACUGGUCAGGUUACUACACUACUAGACCCUACCAGAAAAUUCUCGCUCGUCAGUUCGAACAUCAACUACGAUCGGCAGAAAUUUUGUUUACCCUCGUAUCGAACUUCAUCAAACAGAUGGGUCGACAAGGAUUCGGAGCUUCUGAGAAAAAGUUGGAAAAAUCUUAUGAGCAGCUUAUCUAUGCGCGACGGAACUUGGGCCUGUUUCAACAUCACGAUGCGAUUACAGGAACGUCAAAGUCCAGUGUAAUGCAAGAUUACGGAACCAAGCUUUUCACAAGUCUGUAUCACUGCAUCCGCCUGCAGGAGGCCGCGCUCACUACCAUCAUGAUUCCUGAUCAGUCGCUGCACUCGCAGAGCAUUAUACAAAGUGAGGUUGAGUGGGAAACUUACGGGAAACCACCUAAGAAGCUGCAAGUGUCUUUCAUUGACAAGAAGAAAGUUAUACUUUUUAAUCCCUUGGCUGAGACUCGCACUGAAGUGAUCACUGUUAGGUCUAACACGUCCAACAUCCGGGUAUACGACACUCACAAGAGGAAGCACGUCUUGUAUCAGAUAAUGCCCAGCAUCACUAUCCAAGACAACGGAAAGAGUAUCGUGAGCGACACCAUCUUCGACGUAAUGUUCGUGGCGACUAUCCCGCCCCUCACCUCCAUCUCGUACAAGUUGCAGGAGCACACGAACACUUCCCACCACUGCUCUAUUUUCUGCAAUAACUGUGAACAAUACCAGAAAUCCAAUGUGUUCCAAAUUAAGAAGAUGAUGCCCGGUGACAUACAAUUGGAAAAUGCGGCGCUAAAACUUCUCGUCAAUAGGAACACCGGCUUUCUGAGGCAGGUCUAUAGAAAGGACAUCCGGAAGAGAACUGUUGUUGAUGUACAAUUCGGCGCAUACCAAAGUGCCCAAAGACAUUCUGGUGCUUAUCUCUUCAUGCCUGAUUACGACUCACCUGAGAAAAAUGUUCUGCAUCCUUACACUAAUCAAAACAACAUGCAAGAUGAUAACAUAAUCAUAGUGUCUGGGCCGAUUUCCACGGAAAUUACGACCAUGUACUUGCCCUUCUUGGUACACACUAUUAGGAUAUACAACAUACCGGACCCGGUACUGUCGCGUGCUAUUCUCUUAGAGACCGAUGUAGAUUUCGAGGCGCCACCCAAGAACAGAGAGACUGAGUUAUUUAUGAGAUUACAGACUGAUAUACAAAACGGUGACAUUCCCGAAUUUUACACCGAUCAGAAUGGGUUCCAGUACCAAAAGAGAGUCAAAGUGAAUAAACUAGGAAUAGAAGCUAAUUACUACCCGAUUACUACCAUGGCGUGGCUGCAAGACGAAGAGACCCGGCUCACUCUGCUCACGAACCACGCUCAAGGCGCAGCCGCAUACGAACCAGGACGCUUAGAAGUCAUGCUCGAUCGUCGAACGCUCUAUGAUGAUUUCAGAGGUAUCGGUGAAGGAGUAGUCGAUAAUAAACCGACGACUUUCCAGAACUGGAUUUUAAUCGAAUCCAUGCCAGGCGUAACGCGAGCUAAGAGAGACACUAGCGAACCAGGUUUCAAAUUUGUUAAUGAGCGUCGCUUUGGCCCCGGCCAAAAGGAAAGCCCUUACCAAGUACCGUCGCAGACUGCGGACUACCUGAGCAGGACGUUCAAUUACCCGGUCAACGUGUACCUGGUGGACACUAGCGAGGUCGGUGAAAUCGAGGUGAAGCCGUACCAGUCAUUCCUACAGAGCUUCCCGCCCGGCAUCCACCUUGUCACCCUGCGCACUAUCACCGACGACGUGCUCGAACUAUUCCCCAGCAACGAGAGCUACAUGGUACUGCACAGACCAGGAUACAGCUGCGCCGUCGGAGAGAAGCCAGUCGCCAAGUCUCCCAAGUUUUCGUCCAAAACCAGGUUCAAUGGUCUGAACAUUCAGAACAUUACUGCAGUCAGCCUGACCGGCCUGAAGUCACUCCGACCCCUCACUGGUCUGAGUGACAUCCACCUGAAUGCUAUGGAAGUAAAAACUUACAAGAUCAGGUUCUAA